GCGCCGUAACUGGUUCCGGGUUGGACUCCACUUCCGGCUGGGCGGUGGCGCCGGCCUGGCGCUGCUCCCGCCGCUCCCGCCAUGUCCACGCUGUUCCCCUCACUCCUGCCCCGCCUCACCGAGUCCCUCUGGUUCAACCUCGACCGGCCGUGCGUUGACGAGACCGAGCUGCAGCAGCAGGAGCAGCAGCACCAGGCCUGGCUCCAGAGCAUUGCUGAGAAGGACAACAACUUGGUGCCCAUAGGAAAGCCAGCGUCCGAGCACUAUGAUGAGGAGGAGGAGGAGGAUGAUGAAGAUGAUGAAGACAGCGAAGAGGACUCAGAAGAUGAUGAGGACAUGCAGGAUAUGGAUGAGAUGAAUGAUUAUAAUGAGUCUCCUGAUGAUGGGGAGAUCAAUGAGGUGGACAUGGAAGGGACAGAGCAGGACCAGGACCAGUGGAUGAUCUGAUUCUGCCACAGCCACACCAAGCCAGAGGCUGGGGGAGAGCCUUUGCCCCCCACGGCUCUGGGGCACAAUUCAGUGAAGCUCCUCCUGCCACGGGUGCUGUGUGGGGCAGGAAGUUCAGAGGGAAACCGCCCCCCCCCGCCCCCAAGAGGAGCCAGAGGGGAGACUGCCACCUGGCACAUUGGAACUGACACAUCUUUUCUAAUAAACUUGGUUUUCAAGAAAA
Messenger RNA from Pyrgilauda ruficollis (rufous-necked snowfinch), 670 nucleotides. It is a transcript of the gene ANAPC15, whose product is annotated as anaphase promoting complex subunit 15. Gene Ontology annotation, cellular component: anaphase-promoting complex. Gene Ontology annotation, biological process: regulation of mitotic cell cycle spindle assembly checkpoint. The transcript is spliced from 4 exons. Lineage: Eukaryota; Metazoa; Chordata; Aves; Passeriformes; Passeridae. The record is from RefSeq and is a predicted model, not a curated record. The coding region runs from base 82 to 447 and encodes 121 amino acids.